Messenger RNA from Zea mays, 1275 nucleotides. RefSeq names its product VQ motif-containing protein 9. The coding region runs from base 24 to 734 and encodes 236 amino acids. Lineage: Eukaryota; Viridiplantae; Streptophyta; Magnoliopsida; Poales; Poaceae. The record is from RefSeq and is marked validated. The transcript has a single exon.
CGUCUCCUCAGUCCUCCCCCGCCAUGGUCACGGACAAGUCCAACCUCCCACAGCAGCAGCAGCCGCCUCCUCCCUCCGCCUCCUCAGCACCCUCCUCGCUCAAGUCCCUCAACAAGGCCUCCUACAAGAUCUCCAAGCAGUCGUCUUCCGCCUCUCCCGCUCCCGUUCCCGCCUCCACCAUGCGAGCGCCUUCCCCGCCGCCGCCGGCUCCCCGCCCGCCUCCUCCUCUCCCGCCGCCGCCGCCGCCGCCGCCGCAGGCCUCCUCCAUCCCUGCCGACCACCCGCCUCCCCAGCCCCCCGUGUACAACAUCGACAAGUCCGACUUCCGCGACGUCGUGCAGAAGCUCACAGGCUCGCCGUCCCACCUCCUGCCGCCGCAGCCAGCGCCCACUCCCGCCACCGCCCGCGCCCGCGCCCCCCUCAUGGCGCCACCGCCUCCCAUCAUGGCGCCGCCGCCUCCGCCGCCGACGGCGAUACCCUCCCGCCUCCACCGCAUCCGGCCGCCGCCGCUGGCCCCGCCGCCCAUCCUGCCCCCGGCCCCGCCGGCGCUCUCCCCGCUCCCGCCGCUCCCGGCGGUGUGCAUGACCGCGGAGUCGCCCAUCUCCGCCUACAUGCGCCGCCUCCGCGGGAUGCCCUCGCCGAUCCGCGCGCCCACGUCGCCGCUCGGCUUCGGCUGCCUGCCGUCGCCCGGCGUGCCCAUGCCAGCUACCAGCCCCCGCGUCCGCGACCCGUGACGUGCGUGAUGCAGGAACCCCCACCACCACCGUUGCGCCGCCGCCGAUGUGUACAUACGGCCGGCUGGUGUAGGAGAGAUCUGGCGAGGCGGCGGGCGGCGACCGCAGAAGGAAGCAGGCAGCAACACCUUCACAUUCUGUUAGCUCCAUCACUCUCUCUCAAAAUUUCUCUCCUUUCUCCUAGCGUGCUCCACACCUGCCUUGAUAUUUUGUUGGUGUAUAUGGGACAUGCGGCGUUUGGUUGGCAACCAAUAUGGAUUGCUCAUGCUUGGCUAAUUUUUUUUGUAACAAAGCUCAUGGAAGCAAUAUGUAUGGCAGAAUCUCAUAUCCAAAAUUCCUUUAGGAUGAUAUAGCAGCAGUAGUGGUAGUUUAUCUACUCUAGCUUGCUUGGCUACACUUGCAGUAAAGAGUGAACUCAUUUGAACAGCAAUGUUCUUGCUUGUGAGUUGUGACUUGUGAGGUCAAAAAGGAUUGGCUGGGACUAGCCCAAUCUGAUUUCCUGUGCAUGCGAUUCGUUAUAAAAAAAACUUGGUCUUUGUUC